Messenger RNA from Ogataea philodendri, 1416 nucleotides. RefSeq lists its product as uncharacterized. The transcript has a single exon. Lineage: Eukaryota; Fungi; Ascomycota; Pichiomycetes; Pichiales; Pichiaceae. Gene Ontology annotation, molecular function: protein phosphatase 1 binding; glycogen binding. The record is from RefSeq and is a predicted model, not a curated record. Gene Ontology annotation, cellular component: protein phosphatase type 1 complex. Gene Ontology annotation, biological process: regulation of glycogen biosynthetic process. Bases 1 to 1416 code for a protein of 471 amino acids.
AUGCCAUAUCUGGGUCCUAAGUCGUUUGACACAGCCCCUUUGACUACAAACAACCUUGCUUACCUGAACAACAAGCUUCUAGAGUCGCAACAUCCAUGUUCAUCCGCCUCAUCCAGUCUGAUAUCCUCUCCUGAGGAGGGCACCCUGUCUAUAUCAACACCGUUGUCAACCAUCUCAAGCGCAGGAUCGACUACCGACUUCAUACGGUCAUCGUCAGAUAGAGAAGACGAUCUCAACAUCAACGAUGACACAACGGUCAUUUUUGGCCAUGACAACGCCUCCUCAUCCUCCAUGUCUACAAUCACAGAGCUGAAGCCAAACCUCCUGAAGAAAAAAUCAGGAGAGCUGGUAAAAUCCUCUUUAAAAUUGCCCUCUUUGCAAAGAUCAAAUUCUAUGCCCAACGCCAAGUCGGUGAGAUUCGCAAACAGGUUGGAGGACAUCAAGUUUUUCGAUAAACUUGAAAAACCUACAGCGGUCUCUGCUGGCACAUCUCCGCUGGGUUCUCCGUCCCUUGUUCCAUCCUGGGGGUUCCAGGGCUCCUCAGAAGAGGACGAAUCGGAUAGCGAUUUAGAAAAUCAUGACUCAUGGGAAAUCACAUACAACGAUGUCCCUUACAACUCUAAUUUCCUCAACUUUAGCAAGUUCAACGCGAACAAGCCUAUCAUCUUGGAAAGCUUGAAACUCAACUCCGUCAAGGACUCCCUUAUCGGUUUUGUGUUUGUGCGCAAUUUAGGAUACGAAAAGAAAAUCCUCCUCAAGCUCACCUUUGACAACUGGAAGAGUUUUGUGGAGAUCGACAACGCAAACUACAUCUCGUCGAACCACAUUUUCAGAUACUCGUCUUCCGAAGCUUCCUACGACAAGUUUUCUUUCAUAAUCAAGCUCAGAGAUUUGUGCCAUUACAAAUCUCAAUUGGACUUGAGUUUCUGCAUCAAGUACGAGGUCAACAAGACCGAAUACUGGGACAAUAACAAUAUGCAAAAUUACACAGUGUCUUUGAGAAAGAUUGAAAAGUCAAACUACAGCUACAAGUCGCCUAGAGACUUGACAGACCUGGACGACAUCAAGUUCCGUUUGAAGACCAACUUAAACUUUAAUGACUCGUUCUCGUCUCCUUCCUACUUUGGGUUUGAGCCUAGAAACUCCAAGCAGUACCUACUUCGCAAGGUCAACUCCGACACAUCCAUUCCUACAUUAAAGGGAAUCACCGCCAACUCCACCUUUGUUGCAUCCAAAACGACUCCAAAGAAGAAUCAGUCGGUCUCCGCAUUCACUGGUUCCCAAAGCUCCAGACCUCCGCACGACCCACUGUACAACAAGAUCAUUGAGAACUACUGUUUUUUCGGGUCCAAUUCGCAUCAUCUCCAAAAUCCUGACCCUGUUGCCGGCUAUGCUGAUUCUUUCUGCCUAAGUUGA